AUGGCGGCCUCUACCACGCUCAAACUUACCAACCGCUCACCGAAGCAACCCAUCAAGCGUCUUCCGGCCAGCGUCGAGCUGCCCGCGGGUGCGACCGUCGAGGACGUCAAGAAGGCCGUAGCCAAGCAGGCCGGUAUCAGCGACUUCAACCGCAUCGGCCUGUUCGACACGGCCACCAAGAAGACGCUCAAGGACCGUCAGGCCCUCAUCGCGAACAUUCCCGCCGUUGCCGAUGCGGGCGAGGUGCUCGUUAAGGACCUCGGCCCUCAGAUUGCCUGGCGAACCGUCUUCCUCAUCGAGUACUUUGGCCCGAUCCCGAUCCACGCCGCCGUCAUCGCCGCCCGCCCCUACAUCUUCCCCGGCGGCGACGCGCCCAUGUCGCGCACGCAGUGGCUCAGCUUCGCCCUAAUCGCCGCGCACUUCCUCAAGCGCGAGUACGAGACGGCCUUUGUGCAUAAGUUCUCCGCCAACACCAUGCCCGUCGCCAACGUCUUCAAGAACAGCUUCUUCUACUGGGCCUCGUUCGGCCUCCUCGCCGCGCUCUCGCUCUACUGGCCGCGCUCGCUCGCCGCCACCGCAAGCGAGCCCGCCCUCGACGCCGUCGGCACCGCCCUCUGCCUCUUCGGCGAGGCCGGCAACGCACUCGUCCACCACUACCUGUCGACGCUGCGCCCCGCCGGCAGCACCGAGCGCAAGAUCCCGGCCGGCUACGGGUUUGGCCUGGUCACCUGCCCCAACUACAUGUACGAGGUCCUCGCGUGGGUCGGCAUCAUCAUAGUUAGCCGCGACUGGGCCGUGACGCUGUCGAUUGCAAUUGGCGGCGCGCAGAUGUACGUCUGGGCCAAGGGCAAGGAGAAGGCCUACCGCAAGGAGUUUGGCGACAAAUACAAGAAGAAGCGCUUCGUCAUGCUCCCUGGUCUUUUGUAG
Messenger RNA from Cordyceps fumosorosea ARSEF 2679, 927 nucleotides. Its product is annotated as 3-oxo-5-alpha-steroid 4-dehydrogenase. The transcript has 3 exons. Gene Ontology annotation, biological process: very long-chain fatty acid biosynthetic process. The record is from RefSeq and is a predicted model, not a curated record. Bases 1 to 927 code for a protein of 308 amino acids. Gene Ontology annotation, molecular function: oxidoreductase activity, acting on the CH-CH group of donors. Lineage: Eukaryota; Fungi; Ascomycota; Sordariomycetes; Hypocreales; Cordycipitaceae.